Molecule: messenger RNA, 944 nt
Organism: Brassica oleracea var. oleracea
Lineage: Eukaryota; Viridiplantae; Streptophyta; Magnoliopsida; Brassicales; Brassicaceae
Product: glutathione S-transferase F3-like
Exons: 3
Coding region: 102-743 (213 amino acids)
Cellular component (GO): cytoplasm
Molecular function (GO): glutathione transferase activity; glutathione binding
Source: RefSeq, a predicted model, not a curated record
ACUUGUUCUUGAUUCAUCACCUUUACCUUCAACAUCAAACACAUCACUUCGAGUCUCUUUCUCUCUCAGUCUUCAAAUAGUUUUUCUUAGUACCCAAACUAAUGGCAGGUAUCAAGGUUUUUGGAAACGCUGCUUCCACUUCCACCAGGAGAGUCCUCCUCGCCCUCCACGAGAAGAACCUUGACUUUGAGCUCGUUAAUAUCGACCUCAAGGACGGUGAGCACAAGAAAGAGCCUUUCCUUUCCCGCAACCCUUUUGGUAAAGUCCCAGCCUUUGAAGAUGGAGACCUCAAACUCUUCGAAUCAAGAGCCAUUACUCAGUACAUAGCUCACCGAUACGAAAGCCAAGGAACCAACCUUCUCCCAGCAGACUUCAAGAACCCAGCCCACUAUGCGAUCAUGGCCAUUGGUAUGGAAGUAGAAGCUCACCAGUUCGACCCAGUGGCUUCAAAGCUUGUUUGGGAACAAGUGAUCAAGAACUUCGUUGGCUUGACAACUGACCAGGCCGUUGUUGCAGAAGAAGAGGCUAAGUUAGCCAAGGUCCUUGAUGUCUACGAGGCUAGGCUCAAGGAGUUCAAAUAUUUGGCUGGUGACACUUUUACUUUGACCGAUCUUCACCACAUUCCUGUGAUUCAAUACUUGCUUGGAACUCCCACCAAGAAGCUCUUCGCCGAGCGUCCACGUGUCAAUGAGUGGGUGGCUGAGGUCACCAAGAGGCCAGCUUCACAGAAGAUCCAUCAGUGAGAAAUUUCUGAAAGUGAAAACAUAAUGGUUCUGCUUCAGUCACAAUAAUAAUAAUACUCGAGAGAAAAUAAGUGGCUGCCUGUUGUGUCCUCUGUUUGUUCUCAGUUGUGUAUGUGUGUGUUCCUGAGAGAUCUUUGUUGAAUCAAAAACUUUACAUCUAAUAUUCAAGCUCGUCUAUAAUAAAACAACAUAAUUAGUUUU